UCGUCUGCCCCAUCCACGUGGGUGUGGAUCUCGCGCUCCUAUUGGCUGACGUCAGCGGGAGCUCUGCUGUGAUUGGUCGAGCUGCCGCGGUGGGCGGUUUUUUUUUUAAUAUUUUAUCUGGACCGUAGAAGUGGUGUAGUGACAAUGUUAAUUGUCGAGACUUUGCAGGGGCCGCCUCGUAGGUAGGAGAGCUCAGCGAGAGCCUCUCCCGUUUCCAGCCCGAACAAGGAGGCUCGCAGCUCCGGACCAUGUGCUCUGAUCAAAACCCUGUGAGACAUUCAAGAGGAAUUCUGUUUUUUUGUUGGUUUUUUUUGUAACCAGACCUUUUUAGGGUUUUUAAAGAGCGCUCGUGACGUUUUGUGGCAUUAGCUCGACUAUGUAGCAUUUCGGAAGCUGGAUAAAAGCAACAAGAAGAGAAGAAUAAAGAAAGAAGGGAAGAUAAUUUGGUUUCCUGGAUGUUGUCAUGACCGGAGAGGACUUGUUCUGACUGAGAGGUGCUGAGUGAAAGGAAAAAAAGAGAGGGAGAGGUUUCUGAAUGCCGCCGUUGAUUUGCAGGCAGCGCGAGGGACGCUAGUCGAAGCGGCGGGAUCUGUUUCACCUCCUCCUCCUCCUCCUCCUCUUCCUCACUGCUCGUCUUGUCUCCCUGCCCGCCCCGCCGCCGUCCCUCUCCCUGACCACAGGUUAUCGGAUGGACCAGCAUCCCAGCGCCCGGAGCUGCACCAGUCGCGGGGCUUCCUCCUGCAGCGAGGCCGUCCCGACCGAACCGUCCAUGAAUCUGUACAUCCACACCACCACCAGCACCCGCUUCGAGCUCUCCCUGCCCUUGGAGGAGACCGUGGAGGGACUGAAGAGGAGGCUCUCGCAGAGGCUCAAAGUACCGAAAGAGAGACUCGCUCUGCUGCAUAAAGAAACGCGACUAAGUUCAGGCAAACUCCAGGAUCUGGGCAUCUCUGAUGGGAGCAAGUUAACACUUGUACCAACAGUCGAAGCAGGAUUAAUGUCUCAAGCAUCAAGACCAGAGCAGUCAGUAAUGCAAGCGUUGGAGAGUCUAACAGAAACUCAGGUCAGUGACUUCCUGUCCGGCCGCUCUCCUCUCACCCUGGCGCUGCGAGUCGGUGACCACAUGAUGUUCGUCCAGCUCCAGUUGGCAGCACAACAAUCUGGUACUCCCCAGCUCCAGCACAGGCACCUCAUCACCCGGGGCAACGCUGAGGCGGCCAUGGGUCAGCCCACAGGGCAGCCCCGUGUUCCCCAUACUCACCCACACUCCCAUCACCACACCCCCCACCAGCCACACAAUCAUCCCAGCCCCCAUUUAUCUCAGCCUCAACUCGUCCCGGCCUCUCCAGGCUCCCCUUCUUUCCCCUUGCCCCCCACACACCACCAGCCGCUCCCUCCCAUGRACCACCAGUCGCCCUCCUCUGCUCACUGUAGCCCCCCUACUCCCCCACCACACUCCCCUCGCCCUUCCCAUGUCCCUGGGGGUCUUUACCGCUCUCCAGCUCAUCAUCAUCAUCAUCAUCACAAUCACCAUCAUCACCACCACUACCACCACCAGGCCUCCUCAGGCCAACCCAGCCACGAUGUCGGCCAGGUCAGCCCCGUAGCUCCUGUAGUCCUCUGUCCUGAGGCUAACUGCAGCCCCAGCAGCCCCACCAGCCCCAGCAGUGGCACUAGUUCCUUGCCACGUUCACGUAAACCUGGUGCCAUCAUUGAGAGCUUUGUCAACCAUGCUCCCGGAGUCUUCUCAGGGACUUUUUCAGGCACUUUGCACCCUAACUGCCAGGACAGCAACGGGCGUCCAAGAAGGGAUAUUGGUACCAUCUUACAGAUCCUCAACGACCUUCUGAGCGCCACACGCCACUACCAGGGCAUGCCCCCCUCCCUCACCCAGCUCCGCUAUCAGACCCAGUGUGGCUCACCCACAUCCCCGUCCCCCUCACCGCCCCCUUCGCCUCCAGUCGUUGGCAUGACGGGUCUCUCUGCCAAAGCUACCUCUGUGCCUGCUGGCAGCCCUGGCAGCCCCGCUCCAACUCUCCAUCCACUGGUGCAAUGCCAGAGCCAGAUCCGCAUGUGCAAACCCCCCGGUGACCGCGUGCGUCAGACCGAAAACCGUGCAACGCGCUGCAAGGUGGAGCGUCUGCAGCUGCUGAUGCAACAGAAGCGUCUGCGCAGGAAGGCCAGGCGGGACCAGCGCGCUCCCUACCAGUGGCUGCCCAACCGCAAGGCCGGGCGCAGCAACAGCAACAGCAGCAUGUCCAGCGAGGGCUCUCUGGAUCUGGACUUUGAGGAUUCCGUGUGGAAACCGGACGUAAAGGCCGAUUUGAAGUCUGAGUUCGUCAUGGCUUGAAUCCUGCGCUCCGCUCCCAUAUCAAAGCUUCGGAGAUGCGUUUCUUGGGAUUUACUUGGAGACAUAUUAUGGAUGGAGUGCACUGACAGGAUGUGUUACUUAACUGCAAAGAGGGAAUCCAAGUUGUGACUGUUAUUUGUCACAUGAAACAAAAAAGCCUCCCUGCAGACCUUUAUCCCAUUCUGUCCUUCACAGUUGAUAUUGUGAAAAGCAUCAACAAUAGCAAAAGAGCUUUGAUGUGAUGCUUGGAUUUGGACAGGCAACAACUGGACUUCAUUAUGUACAAGACUUUUUUUUUUGUUGUUUUUGUUUUAAAAGGUGUGAUAUCUGAGCUCACACCUGGACUUGAGCAUAGCAGAACUUAGUGGGUGGUGUUUUUUUUUUUUUUUCUACAUUUUUUUAAGUGCACUCUGGGCAGAAAUGAAGAGAUCCACACUGGACUUAUGAUCAAGACGAGGAGCAACAGAGACUGUGGAAUUUACCAAUGGGCAUUUUUAUUAUUCUCAAGACUAACCGAUCAGAGUCCAGAUUUGUUUGCUGUUACGGGGUGGUUAAACUGUUUCUUCGCUCCUUUUUUUCCACUUUUAAGCAUAUUAUAUUUUAUAAACAAAACAAUAUGUAGCAUUGUUCACAAAGCAUUCAGGUUUUCAUAUAACAGUUCAAAGUAGUUGUUUAUUUGCACACAAUCUUGAUUUCAAACAGCUGGUCAAAAUGUGCAAGGAGGAGGAGUAGGUGGGGCCUGAAAUAGAAAGAAAAGGAAUAUUGAAGUAUUGAUAUCAACCUCAGUGACGUAGGGUAUCGAUAGGAAUGACUUAAUAAAUAAACAAGAUGAAUUAAUAUUAAACGAAGUGCUUUAGAGGAUUUUAWAAUCUUUAAAAUAUAAAUUGGAAAACUCUAUUUUUGUUUUCUCUUCCUAUCUGCUGUUUUGUAAAAACAGCAACCCUCUGUGGCUUCAGUCAACAUGUUGAUGGCCAGUAAAAAAUAAAAAAUAAAAUAAGUGCAUCAUUUCUGAAUGAUGUCGUCUUUCUCCAACAAAAGGAUGCAGAGAGACGUUUGUCAACCAGCCCGGCUGAUGUCACGCAGACCUGAAUGGAGCUGUUGAGGGAUUUGGAGUUUGUGUACAUAAAUGUGACAAUAGGCAAAUGUUUAUGAGGGUGUGUUUGAAAUUUGACUUCAACUAUUCCACGUUGUUUUGUCCAGUUGUUUUCAACCGAAUAACCCCAGAUUAUUUUUUCAAGCAUCGGUUACAAAUUAAUACCACAACAAAAUAAAAUCAGAAGGCCCCUUUUGAUGUCCAAGUCCUCCUGACAAUGACUCUAGUGAAGAAAAAGAAACGGUGACAUCAUUAUUACCUGCAGCAGUACAUCCAUUGACAUAUCAGGUUAGGCCUUUUUUAUUCCUUUGUUUUGACAGUCUUGCUGCUACGUAUGGUAGAUUAAAAGAAGAAAAUAAAAGCAAAAGAGGAAAAAGUGACUUAUUUGCAUGCAGAAGUGUAAACUCACAGCGAUCUCUUUUAUAAUGACGAAAGAAAAAAACUGGUGUUUUUUGGUAAUGAAGGUUAACAACAUGCAUGAACUUGUGAAGAAAACAAACAAUGCUGCUUUUGUUGGUUCUGGUUUUUUGUGACUUAAGUUUCGAUGUUAAAAACAACAGUGUCCUGCUAAAAAAAAAA
Austrofundulus limnaeus is the source of this 4022-nucleotide messenger RNA. RefSeq names its product midnolin (gene midn). Bases 689 to 2350 code for a protein of 553 amino acids. Gene Ontology annotation, cellular component: nucleus. The record is from RefSeq and is a predicted model, not a curated record. NCBI's taxonomy places the organism in Eukaryota, Metazoa, Chordata, Actinopteri, Cyprinodontiformes, Rivulidae. Gene Ontology annotation, molecular function: protein binding. The transcript has 7 exons.